This is a messenger RNA of Purpureocillium lilacinum, 1671 nucleotides long. RefSeq lists its product as uncharacterized. Gene Ontology annotation, cellular component: endoplasmic reticulum membrane. NCBI's taxonomy places the organism in Eukaryota, Fungi, Ascomycota, Sordariomycetes, Hypocreales, Ophiocordycipitaceae. The record is from RefSeq and is a predicted model, not a curated record. Gene Ontology annotation, molecular function: sphingosine-1-phosphate phosphatase activity.
AUGAGCGUCGGCGCGCAGCCGCCUCGCGAGGCCCCGCCCAAGCCCGACGAUGUCCCAGACGCGGGGUUGAGGAGCCUUGACCAUUACAAGAGGGCGCUGCCGCGAUGGCGCUAUGCCGUGCGCCAAAAGACACUGCCGUUGAUCCGCUGGGAGACGCCGUAUCUCGCCUGGAUGCAGGACAAGCUGCGCACGCCCGCGCUCGACAGCUACUUCGCCAUCACCGCCAACCUCGGCACGCAUACCUUCUUCAUGAUCGGCCUGCCCAUGCUCUUUUGGUGCGGCAAUGCGUCCUUUGGGAAAGGUCUCGUCCACAUGCUCGCCCUCGGCGUCUUCUGGACGGGCUUCAUCAAGGACUUUUACUCGUUGCCGCGGCCGCUCUCGCCACCGUUGCACCGCAUUACGAUGUCUGGUUCGGCCGCGCUCGAGUACGGCUUCCCCUCGACGCACAGCGCAAACGCCGUGUCCGUCGCCGUCUAUGCGCUUCUCCUCCUGCGAAGCCCCGAAAACACGUUUGCCCCGAACACGAAGCUGCUCCUCGAGGGCGUGUCCUACUUCUACGCCGUUUCGAUCGUCUUUGGCCGCCUGUACUGUGGCAUGCAUGGCUUCAUGGACGUCAUAGUGGGAUCGACCAUGGGGGCUGCCAUCGGCUGGAUCGAGUACUACUACGGGCCUCCACUCGACGAAUACAUGCAUUCGAGCGGUUGGAUGGCUCCUUUCAUAGCCAUGCUCGUCAUCAUCGUGUUUGUUCGCAUCCACCCUGAACCCGCCGACGAUUGCCCAUGCUUCGACGACAGCGUUGCCUUUGCCGGCGUGCUAAUCGGCUUAGAGUUCGGGACGUGGACGUACGGCAAGAUUCCCGGAGAUCCGUGGGAAACCCAUGCUUACGGCAACGGCACGGUCGACACCUCGGCUCUGGGUCUCUGGAAGAAUGUGGCCAGAAUCGUCUUUGGCGUCCUCGUCAUCUUCGUAUGGCGGGAGACGAUGAAACCGGCCCUCCUGAAACUGCUACCUCACCUGUUCCGCGGCCUUGAGCAGGUGGGCUGGAACCUCCCGCGACGAUACUUUACUCCAGCCAGCGAAUACAAGUCGGUGCCUCCGGGCUCGCGGCUCGACACGCUCUUCCCCAAGGCCUCCGACUUCCCGCGCAUGGUAGAGAGCAUCCGCCACCCUACCACGCGAGGCAGGUCGGUCUCCAUCGGGCCGCAGAGCGCGGCAGAUGCGUACGAGACGCUGGCGUACCGCGAGAGGCGGCGUCGCGAGAGCAUCAGCAGCAACCACAGCCUCAAGAGCAAGUCCAGCAACAUGGACCUGUCGAGCGCCGUGGACCCUGGGGCGAAGGACGCGGACAGCUCGGGCAGGGUCGCGCAGGCGUCCGGGUCGCAGAAGCCCCCCGCGCAUGAGUACGAGAAGAUGAUGGGAGACGGGGAGGUCGUCAUGACGCCGGUGGGGGAAAACGGCGCCGCGGGCGGCGGCUUCGAUAAGGAGGGCGAGGAGCUGGCGGAGAAGGAGAUGUUUUCACGGCUGGUCCGACCGCGAGUAAGAUAUGACGUGGAAGUUGUUACGAAGUUGGUUGUCUACACUGGGAUCGCUUGGUUCGCGACGGCCCUGAUCCCCAUCAUGUUUGAGUUUGUGGGCCUGGGGACCAACCACCUGCAGGCGGUAAUGAGAUGA